Messenger RNA from Mercenaria mercenaria, 1558 nucleotides. RefSeq lists its product as uncharacterized. The coding region runs from base 647 to 1144 and encodes 165 amino acids. The record is from RefSeq and is a predicted model, not a curated record. Gene Ontology annotation, biological process: negative regulation of signaling receptor activity. Gene Ontology annotation, molecular function: type 1 cannabinoid receptor binding. Lineage: Eukaryota; Metazoa; Mollusca; Bivalvia; Venerida; Veneridae. Gene Ontology annotation, cellular component: plasma membrane. The transcript is spliced from 3 exons.
UUUUUUCAGUGUAGAUUUAUUAAUGCAUGCAAGCGUAUGUGUGCAUGGGUCUGAAUACAUAGAUAUAAGUGACAUGAAUUUGCUUACACAUGUAUCACUGUAUAAAUUUGGAACCAAGUGAGAAGUGAUAAUUAUUUAAUGUAACAUAAAUAUUAUUUUAUGGAUAUCACCUAGCUGAACUAUAUUGCCUAACUGAACUAUAUUGGAACUGUGAAUUUCAUUUAAAAAGGAAGUAUUUUCUAAUGAAAACUGGAUAGAUAAAUGUAUUCUUUGCAACGAUUUACUUUCUGAGUAUUUUAAUAUAGUGUUUGUAACACUUGCAAUUUCAAAGGUUAAGGCAUUUUGCAGUAGGCAGACAUGCAGUUAUUAAGUAUAUUUCAUUCGCAUCUCAGAAUGAUUCAGGAAUUAUAUGCCUGAAUCGAUUUCUGCACGUGAGAUAGCAGCAUGUGACCUGCAGCGGACGACAAGCAGACUGUAUGUGCUUUCAGUUGUAUCUGAUUCAUUAAUUCGAAUUAAUUAAAGGUUGUGUUAGUACAGAUAUACCAUAUAGAUAGCGUACUGCUAAGUAACAUAUAUGUGUAUAAUAAUACAUGGAAUGGGUAAAAUGUGAAAAUAAAAUAUCUUGUGGUUGUUCAAUAAAUAUUUAAUGAAUAAUAUAACGAUGAAUUUUAAAGUAACUUUUCGGCUGGUAGAUAAGAAGAGUGGAGGAGUUGUAAGUUACAAGCAGGAUGGACAAAGAUUUGGUCAGUCUGUCACAGUGAAACUAAAUACUGAUACGGAAUAUGAGCUCACGGUCACAGUACGCCCUGCUGUGACGGUUAAAAAAUUAAUGAUAAAUGGUGGAGCCCAAACGCUUGAGCAUGCUGCUGGAAGCAAGGCAGAUGACAGCGAUUCCAAAACAUACAUUACACAGUACUCGACUGUCGGAUAUGACGUCAGCAAAAGUGGGAACAGGAAAGAGAUACUAUUGAUGCUGGAGUUUCAGAAUGGUGCAUAUAUGAAAACAAGCCUCCAGUGUAAGCUGUAUAAAGCAGGGGAGACAAGUCAUUCACAUUGGGGCCAGAAAUUGUCAGCAAUAGAUGUAGAAUGUAAGAUUGAGGAGGGACAUAACUAUAUCACAGUCCUUAAAGAGAAAUACCUAUGAGACAACAUACUGUAUCGAAAGUUUGAAACGAACUUGCUGUUUCUGCUAAGCUUAUCGAGUCAUUUAAUUUAUUAAAAUAUAUCAAGUAACAUGGAAAUUACUAACAACCAUGUUACCGGAUUGAGCAAUUUUCCCCGCGUGUGCGGUACCGAAAAUACUCGCGGGUUGGCCACCCCGAGUUAUGUAUUUAAAAAUAUGUUGAAUCAGGUACAAUUGUGGAAGAUUGCUAUUUUUGAAUGCGUCAACCUAUUUCGUAUAAAAGUAAACAGAAUUUCUAAUUUGAUUUCUGCUGAAUGUAUAUGUAAAUGUUUAAUCAUAAAUUGAAUAUUGAUGUUUCAUGUUCAAUAUGAUAUACAAAUAUUAUGUUAUAUCAAUCAAAAGUUUUCUCGAAAAUAAAAGAUGUAAAAAUAACAA